UUUCCGCCACAGCAGCAUUUGACAGAAGAUAUCCGGUUUUGUGCGGAUGGCUUGACAACAAAAACCAACGUUCUUUCCAAAUGGACAUGAAGACACUUAUUAGCAGCCGAAGUCUUCUACGCGGCGAUCAUCACUGAGCCGGAUCCAGACCCCGAUUCGCGAUUUGCUUGGGUCGACGAGGCGCAGCAACAGAGCACAGGCCACAUCAACCUUUUGUGGGACCGGCAGAGCCCCUUUUCUCAGAUCUGGCACCGAUUUCUGGAAAGCCGCGGUCUCGCCCGCCCGCAAGGUCCACUGGCAGGCUGAAACCACGAUCUGGUUCAUUCCGAAAGGGGUUCUGACCUGGGAGCCAUGUUCUGCGUCCAUCUUGUCGCUUUCCCUCGCGAGUAGGCGAUUUCGAGCUUUCUUUUACGAUGCCGAGCGAUGUGGAAGGGUUGUUGAUUGAGCCGAAGCUGGUCGAUGGCUCAGGCCCGCUUUCCAAGUGCAUCGCGGCCGCCAUGUCUUGGCUGGCUUCCAUACAGGCUGCCAGCAUCAUCCGCCUUCUCUCGCCAUGGCCGUCCAAAUCUGGCAGCAGCCAGCCCGACAAGCUGAGACCAACGGCAUAUCUUGAUGGCCUCAGAGGGUUCGCCGCGUUCUUGGUGUAUUGGCACCAUCAUCAACUAUGGGCGCAUGUGCCCGUGCAGACGAUGAGUAUGGAGUCGAGCUUUGGCUACCGGGGUUACCAUUACUUCGUCGCCUUGCCCGGAAUCCGCAACUUCUUCCAUGGCGGCCACUUCGCCGUCGCCAUCUUCUUCGUCAUAUCCGGCUAUGUCCUGUCCGCGAAACCCAUGAGUCUCAUCCACGCCGGAGAGCAGGCAAAGCUGGCGGACAACUUGGGGUCGGCGCUGUUCAGGCGAUGGCUACGGCUCUACAUCCCGGUCCUUACCACCACCUUCAUCUUCAUGACCAUCGUCCACGCCUUCGGCAUUUGGGUUGACCCCAUGAAGUCCAAGGAAAGCUACCUCGAGGCCGUGUGGGCUUGGUACGUCGAAGUGAAGCAGUUCACUUUCGUCUUCAGGGAUGGCGGCGUCCCGUGGCUCACUUACAACUUCCACCUCUGGUCGAUACCUGUCGAGUUCAAGGGCUCCAUUGUCGUCUACACCAGCCUCCUCGCCUUCUCCAGAUGCACCAGGAACGCUCGACUGUGGUGUCAGGCCGGGCUCAUCUUUUACUUCAUGUACAUCGUGGACGGAUGGUAUUGCGCCCUCUUCACGGCCGGCAUGCUGCUCAACGACCUGGACCAUCUCGCUGCCAAGGAUGAGCUGCCAGACUUUAUCUAUCGGUUCCGGCCGUACAAGAAGGCGAUCUUGUACAGCAUGCUGGCAAUCGCCAUCUACCUGGGCGGCUGUCCCGCGCACCGGUCUGAAGUUGAAGAGUUGAGGAAAAACCCCGGAUGGUAUCUCCUCUCGUUCUUCACGCCCCAGGCCGUCCUCGACUCGAAGUGGUUCUUCUUAUUCUGGGCGUCCGUCUUCCUGGUGGCCUCGGCCCCGCACAUCUCCUGGCUGAAGCGCUUCUUCGAGACCCGGUUCUGCCAGUACCUCGGACGCAUAUCCUACUCGCUCUACCUGGUCCACGGCCCUGUGCUGUGGACGCUGGGCGAGAGGCUGUAUGCCGCGGUGGGGUGGCCCAAGGAUUCUCGGAUCAACAACAUCCCCCAAUGGGUGGACAUCUUCCCGCUGCCAAAGACGGGACCGCUGGGACUGGAGCCAGCCUUCUUGCUGCCGCACCUAGUUCUCCUUCCUGUGACCUUAUACCUUGCGGAGAUCGUCACGAGGGCCUUUGAUGAGCCUAGCGUCCGCUUCCCGCAGUGGCUGUACAAGACGUCUACCGUGCGGCCGGCGAGGUUGCCCGCAUGAGAUAUCUGGGCCCUUUGCAAAGCCACAUUUUGUGUGACAUAUCUUGUGUAGGCUACACCGGCUGAUUAGAGAGUUAUUUGUACGUGUUUUAUGGCGUAGAGAUUGAGGUGUCCGGUGGGUUUUGGCUCCGUCAGGGAAAAGUCGUAUCUAAGGUCGAUUACUGGAUUGUAUGUAGUAUGUACGGAUACAGUGUAGGCAACCACUUCACUAGAUGUAUCGGAACACAGAGAAGGCAUAUGCAGUCUUAUUAUUCAUGUC
Chaetomium strumarium is the source of this 2153-nucleotide messenger RNA. RefSeq names its product acyltransferase family-domain-containing protein. Gene Ontology annotation, biological process: polysaccharide biosynthetic process. Gene Ontology annotation, molecular function: acyltransferase activity, transferring groups other than amino-acyl groups. The record is from RefSeq and is a predicted model, not a curated record. Gene Ontology annotation, cellular component: membrane. Bases 414 to 1895 code for a protein of 493 amino acids. NCBI's taxonomy places the organism in Eukaryota, Fungi, Ascomycota, Sordariomycetes, Sordariales, Chaetomiaceae. The transcript has a single exon.